Phalaenopsis equestris is the source of this 1940-nucleotide messenger RNA. Its product is annotated as putative receptor-like protein kinase At1g80870. The record is from RefSeq and is a predicted model, not a curated record. Lineage: Eukaryota; Viridiplantae; Streptophyta; Magnoliopsida; Asparagales; Orchidaceae. Gene Ontology annotation, molecular function: protein kinase activity; ATP binding. Gene Ontology annotation, biological process: protein phosphorylation.
AUGAAGCGUAAGAAAGUUAAUUUUCCCCCGCCGCCCCCGCCGCCGGCGGAGGCGGAACACCGUCAUACCAUUCUCCUCCUCCUCUCAGCCGCCGCUGCCGUCCCGUCCGCUCUCCUUCUCCUCAUCCUCGUCCUCUUCCUCUUCUUCCACAUCUCCCGCCGUUCCCGCCGCAGCCGCUCUGCAACACUCCCUUUAUUCUCUUCUCCUUCCUCUUCGCCCACCCUCCUCCGCUUCUCGUUCAGCUCCCUCAGCUCCGCCACCCUCCAUUUUGACCCCUCGCGCUCCCUCGGCCGCGGCGCAACCGCCGCCGUUUUCCGCGGCAUUCUCCCCGAUGGCAAGUCCGUCGCCAUUAAACGCCUCCAAUCAUCCUUCCCUGACCGCCAUUUCCACAACGAACUCAAGGUUCUCGCCGAUUUGCCGCACUCACCCUUCAUCGUCUCUCUCCUCGGAUACUCCCACCGGCGACCCCAUUCUCUUCUUGUAUACGAGUACAUGAGCAAUGGAAGCCUCCAAGAAGCUCUUUUCGGUUCAUCUCGUCCUCUCAUUGAUUGGGACCGCCGGUUUCGAAUCAUCCUCGACGUCGCUCAAGCUCUCGCCUUUCUGCAUCUCCACUGCGAUCCGCCGGUCAUCCAUGGAGAUGUGAAGCCCAGCAAUGUUCUUCUCGGCUCCGAUUUUCAGGCAAAGCUGGCUGAUUUCGGUCUUUCCAGGCGGAAAGCUGACAUUUUUAGCGAAGAACUCAGCUUGAGCCCGCAGGUUGAUCCUUCCCUUCCCUGUUAUUCUCCGAAUCGUGAAAAGAAGGCGACUUUGAUAAAGGAGAAGGAUUUAGCACCAAAUUCUUGCUGUGAUGAGGAUGUUGUAUUUGUGGAGAAAUUCAGUGAGUUGGGAGGGAGUUCUCCAUUUGAUGACGGGAGGAUAGAUUGGUGGUGGAAGCAGGAUGGGACUGAGGAGAUUAGCAGUAGAGAUUAUGUGAGAGAGUGGAUUGGGAACCAGAUCUCUCCUUCAAAGAACCCUGAUUGGGAGGAUGAGAGAAAGAGCUCUCCUGAGUUAAUAAGCUCAACUCAAAUGGAAAAACUUGACCAAACCAGCUUGAACGAAACUGUUCUUAAAGACAAGAAGUUCAGAACUAAUGCUGAAGCCCGAUGCGAGAAGGAGAGGAAGAUGAGAGAAUGGUGGAAAGAAGAGUACUUUGCUGAGAUCAGUAAGAGAAGCAAGAACAGUAAGGGACUGAAGUGGUUCAAAAGCAGCAAAUUUGGAGAAAUGGAUAUGAGCUUCAGGAGUUGGAAGAAGACGAAGAACCAAACAGUUUGUAGUGAGAUAUUGAGCAGUGAUCUAUACAGCAAAGAGCUCAGCAGCACUACAAGCAUGAGAGGAACUGUCUGCUACGUCGCUCCGGAACAUGGAGGUUUCAAUCAAGCUAAUGAAAAGUCUGAUAUAUACAGCUAUGGAGUUCUGAUACUCGUUAUUGUGUCUGGAAGGAGACCUCUACAUGUUCAGGAUUCCGCCAUGAAGCUCGAGAGAGCUAAUCUCAUAAGCUGGUGCAGGCAAUUAGCGCUCGUGGGAGACGUUUUGGAAAUCCUGGAUGAGAAUUUGAAAGAUUCUUGUAACAAAGAUGAGGUUCAUCUUUGUAUAAAUUUAGCACUUUUGUGUUUGCAGAGAGCGCCAGAGUUGAGGCCUGAUAGUGGGGAGAUUGUGAAGAUUUUGAAAGGUGAGAUGGAAGUUCCAGUUGUUCCAUUGGAAGCUUCAAAUUCUCCUAUUAGCAGAUCAAUGAGGAGAAGUAUGCAGGAUUCAGGUUAAUGUUUUGAAUCCUUCUUUUACUUUGGUUAUGUUCUUUAAAACUUUGAUUUUGAUGUCUAUUUUUUAGUUUGAUUUGUUGGGAAUAUGAUUUUAUUGCAUUUGGAAGAGGUUAUGUGAGGAUUUUUAUUCCAUGUUUUAUAUAUGUU